Messenger RNA from Lytechinus variegatus (green sea urchin), 1872 nucleotides. RefSeq lists its product as uncharacterized. Bases 1 to 1872 code for a protein of 623 amino acids. Gene Ontology annotation, molecular function: netrin receptor activity. NCBI's taxonomy places the organism in Eukaryota, Metazoa, Echinodermata, Echinoidea, Temnopleuroida, Toxopneustidae. The record is from RefSeq and is a predicted model, not a curated record. Gene Ontology annotation, biological process: netrin-activated signaling pathway. Gene Ontology annotation, cellular component: membrane. The transcript is spliced from 9 exons.
AUGGACGUUCUGUUUAUCUUAUGUUUCCUACCCCUUUCCGGGGGAGGUGGGGCUGUACCUUUGGGCGGUACUAAUGUUGGUAAAGAAAUCACGGAUACAGAACAUCCCAAGGAAUUUAAAGUCGAUGAAGCACGGAUUCCACUCGUUCCAGUAGGAUCUAUGGAUGAAGCAACUCCAGAGCAAUUCACUACGCCCCAGGAUGAUCCAAAACCUGAAAAUGAGCCGAGUGGGCAGAAUAAAACUCAAACCCAAACUGCAGAAAUCGAGGAGGAUCUUGCUGAUGGAGAAUAUGACCUGAUUCAAGUGGAAAAGCCUAGCGGAAUCACGGUCAGAAUUUCGAAACAUGAAAUUUACAGCGCAAAGGACAUCAGUGUGGAAGCAAUUGAAGACGUCCCACCUGAGCUUGAGCUGAAGGAGACGGAAGCCAUCAUUUCGGUUGGAUUGAAGAUGUCGCCUUCUAACGCAAUCUUUGACACUCCUGUGAGAGUAACGAUGCCCCAUUGUGGUGUAUUCACAAAGCCAAGGGAUGCAGAAGUCUACAUCUAUUAUCGCGAGAACGAUUCUACAAAGUUUACAGCGAUUCGUUCUACCAGCACGAGUAACCCAAGAUGUGUCGUUAGAGAUCGCGAUCUAGAUAUCUACCUUAACCACUUCUCGGAAUUCUGGAUUCGCAUUUGUGAUAAAUUAAAAGGGGUAUUUAUUGGCAAACUUGUUGUCUGUACGCCAUGUGUUCCAGUGUCAGCACCGAGAAACGAAGAGCAUGUUUUGCUGGUCAAUGUAAGGGAUCAUAACGUUACAGACUGGAAGGUCCCGGAUGGAUAUAAAGCUCCGUUACCAGGGGAGCAGUUCUUUGUGAGAUGGCAUUCAGGAGGAUUAAAGAUAUCCUGUAAAGCAAACAACAUCAUAAACAAAUCUGAGACUAUCGAAGAAAGUGAUUUUCGCUACCUUACUCAGCGCCAGAAAACGUUUGUGAUAGAUACAAGAAAUGUCACCGAGAAUACAAAAAUCAUUCUAGAUUUCACCUUCCAACAGAAUACAACAAUGAGACUUGACACUGUGAUGCGGUUAGGAGAUGUCAGACAAACAACUGCAAAAACUUCAAGAGCAUCAACUUCAACAGGAGCAGUAGACAUUACCAUCAGUGAGAAAGAACUUUUGAUGUUGUCAUUGGAAAUUGCACCUACUUACUACAAGAGAGUGGGCGUUUACCUGAAUAUCCCCAUUGUAACCCUUGAAAAUAUCAAGGAGCAUAGCCGAGAUAACUGCGAUGCUUUGAUGACAGUAUUCACAAGAUGGAGAGAUAAACAGCUUCCAGACACAAACAUCAGGGCUCAUCUUGCAGAUGCUUUACAAAAGAGUGGUCUAGUGUCUCUGUCUCAGAAACUGAUUCCUAUAGAUCAAUUAGGGACAGAAACAGCUAGUGCGAUAUCGGAGGGAGGAGCACAUUCAACAUCAACGAUACCUAUAGCAUCCCAAUCGGUUGGCAAUCACCCUGCAGAGUAUCCUAGUUGUAGUUCUUCUUCUGAAACAAGAGAGAAAAGGCGAAGAGACGAGAAUGAUUUCGAUGACAUUCUGAGGGAGAUUGCAAGGAAGUUGGUCAAAAGCAGCGAUAUUGAUUAUCUAGGCGGUAAACUUGGCUUUAAACCAGGAGAUAUAAAACGCUACAUAGAUGCUAACACGGAUGCAGAUUACAUGGGUACGCUGGAUAUGCUCCGUACAUGGAGGAGAGGAACAAAUCGAUCAAAAGAACGUGAACUGUUGAAGAAAGCCCUUAUAGACAUCGGGUACAUUAGUCUAGCAGGCAAGUUACUAGGAAAUGGGGGGCAGGAGGGCAGUCAACCCCCUAAUCAAAAGAAAAUAAAGCUGAAAUAA